Molecule: messenger RNA, 1292 nt
Organism: Esox lucius (northern pike)
Lineage: Eukaryota; Metazoa; Chordata; Actinopteri; Esociformes; Esocidae
Product: membrane-spanning 4-domains subfamily A member 4A-like
Exons: 7
Coding region: 91-861 (256 amino acids)
Cellular component (GO): membrane
Source: RefSeq, a predicted model, not a curated record
AAUUAUUAUCCCGGAAGAACAUAAAGCGUGAGGCUCAACAGUACACCUGUCAGAUCAACUGUGCUUCAAACACCCCUUCCUCCUCUGAAGAUGUCCGGCUCUGUAACAACCACCUCUAACGGGGUAGUGGUCGUCACCCAUGUGUACCCCAUGGGGAACAGGGAGGGGGUCUCUUCUACCCCUCACUCUCUUGGACCCAGGCUCUCCUCAGUGCUGGAGAGAUUCCGUGUGGGGCAUCCAGCAGCUCUGGGGACCGUACAGAUCAUGACUGGUUUGACUAUGCUGUUGUUAGGAAUCGUGAUGUCAGUUCUUUCAGAUAGUAUCGGAGUGUUUAGUGGAGUAUUUGUCUGGGGAUCUAUCAUUUUUGUCAUUGCUGGCUCUCUCACUGUUGCUGCUGACAACCACUUGAACAAAUGUCUGGUGAAAGGCUCCCUGGGAAUGAACGUUGUUGCUGCUGUCACUGCUGGGACUGGCCUGGUCAUUCAUUCACUAGAUGCUGCAGGGGUCAUGUUCUAUUGUUACAACGCAGACUACACUUCAUGUGAAAUGUAUUGGACCAGGUCCCAGGGAGUGUCUGGUGUUUUGGCUGUUUUCUCACUACUGGAGUUCGUAGUGUCCCUCUGUGUCUCAGGGUUUGCCUGCAGAGCCGUCUGCGAGGGUUCAGACCCUGAGCCAGUCUUCAUAGUUGGGAAUCACAUUCCGGUACCUCGCGACAGCUUAAUGACUUCAAGUUAUGAACCUUUCCCUCUGCAAAACAACUAUGAGACUGUGAACUACCCAAAGGAACCUGAGGGAGAGAGUACCGCUAGAGGAUUUCAACAGUGCAACCUGCCACCUGAAUACACUGCUGUCGUCCCUUGAAAAACCGACCUCAGUGAAUACCUGGCUAUUUUUGUUGUGGAAUUGUAUGUCUCUGAUGCAGUUAAAUUAAUCUAGUUUUAUGUUUCUGCUGCAGUGAAAUCGGGUUUUAAUCUAGGUUUAUGUUUCUGCUGCAGUGAAAUAGGGUUUUAAUUUAGCUUUAUGUUUCUGCUGCAGUGAAUUAGAGUUUUAAUCAAGGUUUAUGUUUCUGCUGCAGUGAAAUAGGAUUUUAAUCUAGGUUUAUGUUUCUGUUGCAGUGAAAUGGGGUUUUGAUCUAUGUUUAUAACUCCAGAAAAUGGUUAGCAUCACAUUCAAGAUCAGAAUAAUUUGGGUUAUACUGUUAUCAUACUUCAAUGCAUUCCUUUACUGUGAAUGUUUUGGCAUUCCAAAGAUAAAUUAUUAUCUUUUCAAAAGAUAAAUUAAGAUUAAGAGAC